AUGCCGUUACCGUGGCUGUGGACGCUGCUGCUGUCACUACUGAUCUACACAACUACAUGGCCGCUGGAUCGUCUUCCGGGUGGAGACAGUGGCGAGUUGCUGGCCGAAGCAUGUAUUGGAGGCGUGGCGCAUCCGCCCGGGUACCCUCUGCUGCUCUCGCUGUUACGAGCCGUGCGCUGGGCUGCCCAAAAGUGUUGCAGCGAUGGAGACAACUCGAUACACUUCGUUCUAUUGGCAAACACAAUGAACACCUUCAUUGCAGCAGGUGCAGUGGCGUGUGUGGCGCAUACUGUCUACUUGAUGACAAGUAAGAAGGCAUCGGUGGAGGCGGUGGCGGCCGGACUCUGCUUCGCGCUGUCCAAGCUCACGUGGGAGUACGCUCGCGGUUUCGAGGUGUUUGCACUUAACAACUUGCUAGUCGGAAUACUACAUUUAUUGGUCGUGAGGCACUUCAUACAACCGACGAUGAAAUGUGCGUGCUUGGGGGCGUUCGUGUGCGGACUUGGACUCACGAACCAACACACGAUCGUUCUCUUCGAAGGACCGUUCAUCUUGUGGGUACUGUUGACGCAUCGCUUUCGUCUGGUGGAGCUUUUGGCGCUGGCAUUAGCGUUUAUAUCGGGCUUGUCAAUAUAUCUACAAACGUUCCUAGCCGCCCAAGAACCAACGCCAGGGUCGUGGGGAGACACAUCAACAUUUGCUGGCUUAUUUGAUCAUGCACGACGGAAGGAGUACGGAACGUUUAGACUUUCGCCUUUGCAAGGCGAUUCAGAGGGGCUUUUGGUGCGCUUAAAGAUAUACGCUAUGGACUGCGCUGAGGAUUUUCACUGGAUUGGACUCAUCUUGAUGUGCCUAGGAGCGAAAACGCUCAUGGUUUCAUACACAACUCAAAGUAAACUUGCUCAGAAACGCUCUUCAUCCUGGUAUCACCGUGUUGGGUAUGCACAAAUGUCCGCCUUGGCGUGCUACUUGCUGGUGUUUCACUCUUUGGCGAAUCUUCCUCUCGAUUCACCGAUGCCGCGCGCAGUUUCCAGCCGAUUCAAUAUGCAGCCGAACACAAUCCUUGCUAUCUGGCUAGGUCUUGGGCUUACAGUAGCCACGCAUGGUGUUGCAGCGAUGGUCGCUGCAGACGGCAACUGGAUUAGAGCUAUUCGCUAUUCAAUCUGCUUGACGUUGGUAGCAGCUCAAUACCAGCGAAAUCGUCUCGUUGGUCAUGACUUACCCGGAGACUUGAUUCGAAGACAUGGAGAAGCCAUCUUUGACGUUAUCCCUCGCAAUGGUGUACUGCUCUCGUACACAGACAUCAACUGGAACUCGCUACGCUACCUGAAGGCUUGCGAAGGAAUGCGGCCAGACGUGACUUUACUAAGCCUUCAGCUCAUGCCAUUUCCGUGGUUUCCACGCCAACAUGCACUGUAUCCAACUAUCGUCUUCCCGCCAAUACAGCGUGGAGUUUCGACGGUCAAAACUUCGCCAGGAUACGCGAGGCUUUUGCACGAUUUCCUUGCUGCAAACAUAGCAAUAGACAGUGAUCAUCUAUUCCUCGACCUCCAUGCUGUGGUAUGUGCAUAAAGUCACCUCUAACUGUC
This is a messenger RNA of Phytophthora nicotianae INRA-310, 1589 nucleotides long. RefSeq lists its product as hypothetical. The record is from RefSeq and is a predicted model, not a curated record. The transcript has 7 exons. Bases 1 to 1572 code for a protein of 523 amino acids. NCBI's taxonomy places the organism in Eukaryota, Oomycota, Peronosporomycetes, Peronosporales, Peronosporaceae.